UGGGGGGCUGUGGGGUGUGAGGGGACGCUGAGGGACGGGCGUCGGGAGGACGAUGAGGUGCCGGUUGGCUUUAGGGAUCUCUCAUGGGGGUCCUCAGAGCGUUUUGGGCUGGGGGCAGAGAGGGCCCGUUCACCCUGAGGGGUGAUGGGGGUCCAUAGGGUUCGGUGCAGCCCCGUAGGUGAGCGCUGAGGGAGGUGACUGUGUGACGAAGCGCCGUGGCUGGGGCUCUGCAGUGGUUCCUAUGAGCUGCAGCGUUCGGAGGAUCCCACAACUGCGGCGCUGGGACUUCUGGAGGUCCUCCGCUCCAAAGCCCCCCAAAGCGGUUCCCUGCAGCGGGAUUGCGUCCAGGCGGGGUUGGAUCUCUCCAGAGCUCUCUUCAAUUCCUCUGUGCUGUUCUCCUCACAGCACAGAAGUUUGCAUGUUCAGACAGAAUUGCCCGGGCUCCAGGCUGUGCCCACCGCCCCUUACCCUGUGGGCACUCCUCCUGAGCUCCGCCCUUCAGAUCAGCGCUGAUCAGACCCCUCUCAGCCAGCUGCUCCCCAGGUGAACCGUCCCGGGGCUCCCAUCAGGAGGUGCUGACGCCCCACCGUCUCUGCAGGGCUCUCCCAGCACUUCGGGUUUGCCCUGAACUGGGGAGCCCCGUGCUGGGCUCAGCGCUGCAGCCGUUGCCUCCCCCUGGCGGAGCGGAGGGGAGCAGCGCCGCCCUGCCCUGCCGGCCCCAUUCUGAGCUGCAGCCCGGGGAGCCAUGAUCCCUCUUGGCCAGCAGGGCACGCUGCUGGUUCGUGGUCCGUCUGCUGGCCGCCAGCACCCACAGAGCUCCCUUCAGCAGCUCAGCCCCCAGCCUGCACUGAUGCAUUCGUGAUAGUGAGCCAAACAUCUCUUGGUUCCCAACCUCAAGCGUUGCAUGUUCCAGCUGAACACUUAUAUUCACAGCUCUUCCCAACGCAGACAUACAAAAUGUGAUUUUAGAGCUGCCAAAGGCUGCCCAGUGAGAGGUGGGGUUGAGGUUUGUGCUUGGCUUUGCUGCAGGGCCUCCUGGUGGCUCUGUGUGCAGUGUUGCAGUGCUUCACUUUUGAAGUCUUCAUUUAAAAGCAAGGCCCUCUUAGAGCUUCCAGCAGUUUCAUACAGAAGCAGUUGAAGGCAAUAAAAAGAUGUUGCAUUGUGGCCUCGGUGCAGUUGGAAUUGCUGUUGCCCUGCACGGCCCACGGCCUGCCUGCACAGCUGUGUGUUUGUAGACAAUUGGAGUGUUGUCAGAGUGAAUGGAUGGGCCUUAAAGCUGGGCUUUCACAGAGCGGCAUGCCAGCGUAACCCUGAUGUGGGGGAAAAUGCAGUGGUUCUCUGUGCUGCCAUAAUGGUUGGGUGCUGGCGUGGUUUGGGAUCAGUAGAGACGCUGUUGUCUGCGGGGCUGCCUGCAGGACUGGUGGCAUUUGGGUUCUGCUCCUUUCCUGACCUUGGCUGGAGUUACGAGGUUUGCCUUCUCUCUGUGAGGGAUCAUUGCUGGGGUUGGGGGAGCCGCUCGGAGCUUAAAUGCUGUCCUGACUCCUUGUUUGCCAUUUAUUCUCUGUGAUGCUCAGCCUCUUUCAGAGCUGCUCUUUCAGUGUUACCUCUUCACCCACCGUGUCAGAGUUCUGUGUCUUUGGCACAACACCCGGCAAGGAACGGCCGAGGCUGAGGGCAUGGCUGAGCCCUGAGGGUUUCUUGCUGCUCCUCAGUGCUCUGUGCUGCGGGAAGCACCCUGAUGGGCCGCGUUCCUCUUUCAGAACGAUUUGUGGAUGCCGAGGACAUGCUGGAAAACUGGGCAGCAGAACACAACCACUGGGCCGUGGUGGAGCUGCUCAUCAGAUACGGAGCCCAUGUCCACGCCUUGGGCAGGUUUGAUAAAUCACCCCCUGAUGUCACUUUGGACAAGAACGACCCGGAGACCCCGGUGACCCUGCAGGUAGCUCAGUGCUUCAAACCGGAGGCUCGCUGUUUCCAGGUUGUACCCGAGCUCGGCCACCCGGCCUGGCUUUCAAUUCAAGGAAGAGAGGCGGAAACGCUGACCUUCUGUUGUUUUCCUGUUGGCACUGACCUCAUUUCCCAAGGCGACGGAGGAGCUGCGGGCAGCAGAGGGCAGCGCGUCGUCACCAUCGGCACUGCGACGGCACCGCGCGGGACGGGCGGGAGGGCAGGAGCGGAGGGCCGGCAGCGAGCCCUGCGGCCCCUCUGUUCCUCGGCUGGAAGGCCCCAGCUGCUCAUUGCAUUUCUGUUACCUCUUGGUUUCCCAGCUGUAGCUGCUGGUUGGGCUGCAGAGGAGACCGCAGCUGGGGACGGGGGCGAUGCAGAAGGAGUAGAAAAGCCACCAGCCAAGAGGCUGAAAGCAGAGCAAAACAGGAACGAUGUGGAGGAAAGUGAGGGCAGCACCGAAGGGGAAGCGGCCCAGCAGCAGCCCAGCACGGCACUGGGGGAGCAGAACAGCAUCAGCAAGGCGUGCGCAGGUGUGAGCUCAGAGGACGGCGAGGGAACCGCGCUGGGAACGGAGCAGGUGGCCGACAGCGCCGCGGGGUCCGACACCUAACGGUGGCUGUGGGAGCGGGGCUGGAGCGGAAACACAGCGCUGCCGGGGGCUGCAGCCAGCGCGGGCUGAGGCAGCGAGGAGAGCUGGAGGUGGGGGCUGGGCGGGACCCCCUGUGUGCCGCAGCGCCGAGCGCGCGAUGUGAGAGCCGGGCCGGCUCCGGACGCACCGGCUGCUUUUUCACUGAGCAGCUCUUCUCUGAAGAUGCCAAAACCUUUUCUAACAACAGCUGUUUUCAUUGCCCGAAUGUUUGGGUUGUUUGUUUUCGCUCUUUGCAGUCCGUGCGUUGGUUCUGUCCUUUGGUCCCAGCUCUGUGACCAAAGGUGGGGGCAGAGGAGGUCCUCCGCUCUGACACGCAGUUCAGGGGCGACUGCUGUCCCCGUGUGGGUGACGCACGGUUCUGGGGCUUCGUUAGGGCUGAAUUAGCGAACCCACACCGGCAGUGGGGUGAGGGGCGACCUCCCCGCCCCCCAGGCACCUCCCGCAAAUCGCAUUACCUCUUUAAUCUGCCCUUACAGGACCAGGGUCGCCCUGUGCCAGGCACGGCGCCUGGCGCCCCCGCUCAGGGGGUGGGGGUCGUGUCGCCCCCCCGCCCUCUGUGCAUCUGUGCGGCCCCCCGGGGGUGCAGCUCCCGCUCUGCGUAUUUGGAAGCGUGGAGAUGUCAACCUUGAGACGAUUUUGGACUGCUUUGUACCCCCACCGGGAGCAGCUCUCUCUUCUGCCCCGACCUCCG
This is a messenger RNA of Lagopus muta (rock ptarmigan), 3287 nucleotides long. RefSeq names its product GA binding protein transcription factor subunit beta 2 (gene GABPB2). Lineage: Eukaryota; Metazoa; Chordata; Aves; Galliformes; Phasianidae. The record is from RefSeq and is a predicted model, not a curated record.